CUACAGGGCUAUCCUCGGCUAUGUAACCCUACUGCGUUAUUAAGAUUAAGCUCAGAUUGUUGGUUCAGGCUAUCUGAGUUCCUACCUUUCACGUCUUAUAGGAGUUCCCCCCAAUAAAUAUCCACGCUUACGCCGUAGACGCUUUAUGUAGCUUUGAUUAAAUUAAGUUGGAAAACUGGUACAGUCGCGGGCUGGGCCCUGCAUAGCACAGCACAUUCUUGGACGACAUAGCUAGGCCUUGUCACAAAUGGGUAGCUUUUCCAGCAAACCGACUAGAAAGGCUAAAAAGCCAGUCGUAACAGAGGUUGACAGGGCUAUUCUGUCAUUAAAAACGCAACGAAAAAAGCUGGAAGACCAAGAGAAACUGCCGACCCAGAUCAACGUUCGAUUAGAGCGCCAUGCGGAGGUGGCCCGGCAGCUAGCGGGCGAGGGCCGCCGUGACCGCGCACUGCUGGCACUACGCAAGAAGAAGCUGAGCGAGAAGCAGCUGGCGCAGCUGCAUGGGCUCAUCAUCAAUGUGGAAGAAAUGCUCUCCAACAUCGAGCUGACCAAGCAGCAGACGGCGGUGUUCUCCGCGCUGCAGAGCAGCAACGAGGCGCUCAAGCAGCUGCAGGCGCAGGUGCGGCUGGAUGACGUGCAGCGGCUGCUUGACGACACCGCGGAGGCGCGGCAGUACCAGACGGAGCUGUCGGAGCUGCUGGGGGGGCAGCUGACGCAGGGGGAGGACGAGGAGGUGGCUGCGGAGUUGGCUGCUCUGGAGGAGGUGGUGGCGGACCAGGAGCGGCUGGACAUGCCCGCGGCACCCGCCACCAAGGUACCGGAGGCGGAGCAGGCGGCCGCUGCUCGGGCCGCAGCCCAGGCGGAGGAGCGGCAGGAGGGAGGAGGAGAGGAGGCAGGGGCGGAGGCAGGAGCGGCAGGGGAAGAGGAGGGCGUCGCAGAAGGGGAAGCCCCAGGUCGGCAACAGCAGCCGCAGCAGCGGAGGGUGACAGCGGAAGCGGCAGUGGCAUCCGCGGCACAGGAAGACGAGGUGGAGGAAGAGGGGGAGGAGGAGGGCGGUCGACGAGAAGCCAUGCUUGCAUCAUGACAACUUCAUGGGGCGUUGCUGUUGUGGCAGUGUAGGGAGCGCAUAGGGGCAUCCAGGGGUGCAGUCAUUAGGAAUACGUAAGCGCGUAACACCCGUCUUCAGCGGGUGUGCAGCUUCUGUGGGUUCCGAGCCUUCCAGACCAACCCGGAUAUGGUGGGAGGCGUAUGUGACUCGGGGUGACUGAGGGUGACUGAGGGAAGGCGAGUGAGGUGGCGUGCAUGGCAGCGAGGGGGAGGCAGCGACGAGGGGAGGAAGAAGAAAUGCAGGGAGGGAGCGUGAGCGGAAGAAAGAAGCAUCUGGUCAUGGGGGUGGUUCACUGGAUAUGGUGCAUCCUGGCUGGCAAGAGGCAGCUGGGGUGAAGAACAGAGAAGAAGGCAGGAGGCACUCAAUUGGGUAUCUGGCUUUUGGGUCUCCCCGGGCCGAGGAGGUGGGAGUGCUGAGGAGAGCAUUGGGGGCGCGGGUGCAGCUCACGGCUGUGUGUUGUUUGAACAGGAGAGCCUGGCAACCUGAGAUGGGGUGUGAUGGCGUUAGAUGUGAAUGGCGAUGACGGCAGGUAGGGGCAGGCGUGUGGCUACAAGCUCCAGACUGCUGUGCCGCCGCUGGCAUCGGACGUCUGGCGGGUAUGUACGGUAUGCUUUAGGAUGGCCAUGGGUCUUCUCUCUCCCCAUGGCCUCAGUCAUGGGAUCAUUGCUGGUGACUGUCCGGUGUUCGCCUGGGUCAGUACUGUAAAUUUAGAUAAGGUGACGCGAGGCUACCCAUCGCUGUCCGCAAGGCACGGGCAGAACGGGCCAGUUUUUGUUCAAAAUUUGGGUUAGGCCGCAACUCUGAAGGUAGCGGAAUGUCUUGGAGGCUAUGCAGAUCCAGGAGCGCUGAGGAUAAAUCGGUUCACGCAUGUGUCGCUGCGUCCCCUGGCUAGAGGUCUGGGUCUUCUGACAUGGCCCAGCGCCUUGCUUCCCAUGGGUAGGCUAUUGAGAAUGACCUAUGACAUUCGCUGCCACCGAGUCUGCAACGGAAAACGGCGCCUCUGGGCAGCGGAUGUUGCAGCCUUGCGCGCAGGACUCAGCCGAUUUCACACUUGCACAACGG
Molecule: messenger RNA, 2170 nt
Organism: Astrephomene gubernaculifera
Lineage: Eukaryota; Viridiplantae; Chlorophyta; Chlorophyceae; Chlamydomonadales; Astrephomenaceae
Source: the annotation of a GenBank genome assembly